GUCCCCCCACAAAACCUGCAGGGUGCUUUAAACCGGCAAAAUUCUUCGGCCUGGUAAUAUAGCUCUUCUGCACACCCCGCACGAUGCGGGAAAAGUGGUGAUGAUGAAGAAGAAGCGGACGGCUACAUAAAGUCAACCCCAUGGUGGAGCAUAUUUUGCAACAGAGUGCGCUGUUCCCUUCGCCGUGCAAACCUAAUAGACGUUCUGCAACAAUAUGAGGCUUUUUGUCUUGUUGACCUUCGUCUCCCAGAUCGCUAGCGCGUUACCCAGCUCUGCGGAUGGCGCUUCAGCUCCCACUGUUGACCUUGGAUACUCCAAGUAUCAAGGUGCCCGUCUCGCGGGAGGAGUAGAUCAAUUCUUGGGUAUGCGCUAUGCUGCUCCUCCCUUGGGAGAUCUUAGAUUUCGAGCGCCCCAAGAUCCCAUGACGAAUGCCACAUUACAGACGGCCACUGAGUAUGGGCCAAUUUGCAUUGGUGUCGAUCAAGACAAUUCCCCCGCUGACUGGACGGAGGAUUGUCUCUUCAUCAACGUUUUCAAGCCUUCGACAGCUACGCCACAAUCGAAGCUGCCCGUAUGGUUCUUUAUCCAGGGCGGAGGGUACGCACAGAACUCCAAUUCCAAUUACAAUGGCACGGCCGUCGUGGAGGAAUCUGGUCACGGACUGGUGUUUGUCACGCUCAAUUAUCGCGUCGGAGCUUUGGGCUUCCUGGCCAGCGAAGAAGUGCGGAAGCACGGUGACUUGAAUGUGGGUUUGUUGGAUCAACGCAAGGCUAUGCAUUGGAUCAAAAAGCAUAUCGCAUCAUUUGGCGGAGAUCCAGACCACAUUGUGAUCCACGGUGUCUCUGCGGGCGCAGGAUCCGUGGCCUUCCACCUCACGGCAUUCGGAGGAAAGGAUGAGAAGCUAUUUGUGGGCGCUGUGGCUGAAUCAUCGUUCUGGCCCACCCAGCGCACGGUCGCAGAGAUGGAAUUCCAGUACGAGCGGUUUGUCAAUGACACUGGCUGUUCCAAGGCGACGAAUUCUCUUCAAUGUCUCCGAGACCUCGACAUCGCGACCAUCCAAGGUGCCAAUACGGCUUCACCCUUCCCAGGAGGCAGCAGUAGCCCCCUUCCCGACUGGUACUGGCUACCAGUGACCGAUGGCAACUUGGUUCCGGAGCUUCUGUACGAUGCCUUCAAGAAGGGGAACUUCAUCAGGGUCCCGGCACUGGUGGGUGACGACACGGACGAAGGCUCGAAUUUCGCCUACAACGCUAGCACUCGCUCUGAUGUGUCGCAGUUCUUCAAGAACAACUACCCUCACCUGACCGCGGCAGAGCUGGACAGAAUACUGGAGGCCUAUCCGCAAACUAGCCCGUUACCCAAGCAUGGAGCCUGGUUCCGAACCUCGUCCGAUGCUUAUGGGGAUGCAUGCUUCACGUGCCCCGGUAACCAUUUGACCGCAUCCGUUGCCAAGCACCUCCCGCACUCGACGUGGAACUACCGGGUCAAUAUCCUCGACCAGUCGAACCUAGCUGGCGGCAUAGGAGUCCCGCAUACCUUUGAGCUACCAGCCAUCUUUGGUGCGGGCAGCACCGGGGCGCUCAGUAGCACGUCUUCGUAUCUCAGCUACAAUGCUGGGAUUAUCCCGGUGACCAUGCACUACUUUAUCAGUUUUGCCAUGAAGCUCGAUCCGAAUCCUCUCCGAUAUAGCGGUGCGCCGGAGUGGAACACCUGGGGCAGUGGGUCACGUCUGCGGCUGCAGACAAACAGCACUGCGAUGGAGGAGGUGCCUGCAGUCUCGGUGCAGCGCUGUCAGUUGUGGGAGGAUUUGAGCGGCACAACCGAAGUUUAACUGGGAUGCGACGUAGAGAAUUCGUCGUCAUAGACAAACGUAGAACAUCUCUGCAUGUGUCUUUCAAUACAAGUUGAUGUGAGAUGCAUGGCAUAUCAUUUGGGCUGUAUCACUUUCAUCCUAAAUUCUAAACAAGGUGUUAUCAGAUGCUUGGCGCUCGUAAUGGGAACGCCUCCAAAUGCCAAUCCCUCAGCCUUACGUCGCGACGAUCGCCUUUUUGUCCCGUGUUUUGUCCCGUCUCUUUUCUGCCAUCUUCCUUCCACCUCUCGUACUUUGAUACUUUCUGCUAAACUUCUCUACUUUCGAGAUACUACUACUUAUACACUGCACAGCUCGUUCCCCAUCCAGUGCGCGAAGAUGAGUGCAGAGACCACGAUUGCAGUUCCCCCGCCGCCCGACCAGCCGGACCCCACCGACCGUGACGUCACCGAUAAGGAGCAACACGCCGCCCAAACAAUCCAGGUUCGAUCAAACU
Molecule: messenger RNA, 2306 nt
Organism: Aspergillus fijiensis CBS 313.89
Lineage: Eukaryota; Fungi; Ascomycota; Eurotiomycetes; Eurotiales; Aspergillaceae
Product: putative carboxylesterase
Exons: 3
Coding region: 215-1831 (538 amino acids)
Molecular function (GO): carboxylic ester hydrolase activity
Source: RefSeq, a predicted model, not a curated record